CCAGGAAAUCCGUGCACGGCCGUGGAUGUGUCUGAGCCCGGUGCUAACUUGUGAGUGAGGAAAACAGUGGUGGACAGAGUGGGUUCUGUUAUUUUUGGUGCUGCCAGACUACACUAAUGAUUCUCAAGUGACCAGAGUUUUACGUCCGUAAGAGAAGCUGGUCCCAUCAGACCCAUUAUCGCUGCGGUGGUGCUGUCCUUCCCCGACGCCGACGUCUGCUCUCCGCGGCCAAGCGCUCCGCGCCGGGUCCUCGGAGGAAACCCCCGGGCUGUCAGGUCGCGCUGGGAGCGAAUACGGGUCAGGGACUUGUGUUAUUCUGGGCAUUCCCAGCAGGAAUGCUUCCCCUUGGAAGCCCCUCCCGGCUUGUGGCUGGUGUUUUCCUGGGAAUAAUCAGAAGUUCGCGUCUCCGUCUCCCAUCAGGAAAGGUUGCAUCAGUUUAUUUGAUUAUGCUCGGUCCCCCGGGGGUGUGCUGUGAACGAAGCUCGGGCUCAGGAAGCAGCGGGCUGCGGGUGGAGCACAGACCCUGGUCGUCCGGGGCUUUUCUUCUCUUGGAGUGAGAGGUCUGCCAGUGUCCCGCGGACCCACGCCACCAUGUCAGAGCUAAUUCUGAACUGCUCUGCCAUGACCACGGCGCGGUACCGGCCCACGUGGGACCUGGCCCUCGACCCGCUGGUGUCGUGCAAGCUGUGUCUCGGGGAGUAUCCAGUGGAGCAGAUGACGACCAUCGCCCAGUGCCAGUGCAUCUUCUGCACUCUGUGCCUGAAACAGUACGUCGAGCUCUUGAUCAAGGAAGGACUAGAAACCGCAAUCAGCUGCCCCGAUGCCGCCUGCCCUAAACAGGGCCGUCUGCGGGAGGACGAGAUUGAGUGCAUGGUUGCCGCCGAAAUUAUGCAAAGAUACAAAAAGCUGCAGUUUGAAAGAGAAGUGCUCCUGGACCCCUGUCGGACUUGGUGCCCGGCGUCCACCUGCCAAGCUGUGUGCCAGCUCCAGGACAUGGGCCUGCAGAGCCCACAGCUGGUGCAGUGCAAAGCCUGUGCCAUGGAAUUCUGCUCUGCCUGCAAAGCCAGCUGGCACCCUGGCCAAGGCUGCCCGGAGACCAUGCCGAUCACCUUCCUUCCCGGAGAGACCAGCUCUGCUUUCAAACUGGAGGAGGACGACGCACCCAUCAAACGCUGCCCCAAGUGCAAGGUCUACAUCGAGCGGGACGAGGGGUGCGCCCAGAUGAUGUGUAAGAACUGCAAACACGCCUUCUGCUGGUACUGCCUCGAGUCUCUGGAUGAUGAUUUCCUCCUGAUCCAUUACGAUAAAGGACCCUGCCGGAAUAAGCUGGGCCAUUCCAGGGCGUCUGUCAUCUGGCAUCGGACACAGGUCGUGGGCAUUUUUGCUGGAUUUGGGCUCCUGCUAUUGGUGGCCUCGCCUUUCCUGCUCUUGGCCACUCCAUUUGUACUCUGCUGCAAGUGCAAGUGCAGUAAAGGUGACGACGACCCAUUACCCACCUAG
Molecule: messenger RNA, 1500 nt
Organism: Mustela erminea (ermine)
Lineage: Eukaryota; Metazoa; Chordata; Mammalia; Carnivora; Mustelidae
Gene: RNF144A
Product: ring finger protein 144A
Exons: 8
Coding region: 592-1500 (302 amino acids)
Biological process (GO): positive regulation of proteasomal ubiquitin-dependent protein catabolic process; ubiquitin-dependent protein catabolic process; protein polyubiquitination
Cellular component (GO): ubiquitin ligase complex; Golgi apparatus; cytoplasm
Molecular function (GO): zinc ion binding; ubiquitin conjugating enzyme binding; ubiquitin protein ligase activity
Source: RefSeq, a predicted model, not a curated record